AUGUCUAACAAACCAGAUAUGGCUGAGAUUCAGAGAUCCGAUGAGUCUAAAAUGAAGAAGACAGAAACACAACAGAAAAACCCACUGCUUUCAAAAGAAACAAUUGAAGAGAAGCAAGUGAGUGAAUUGUAA
This is a messenger RNA of Vombatus ursinus (common wombat), 132 nucleotides long. Its product is annotated as thymosin beta-4-like. The transcript has a single exon. NCBI's taxonomy places the organism in Eukaryota, Metazoa, Chordata, Mammalia, Diprotodontia, Vombatidae. The record is from RefSeq and is a predicted model, not a curated record. Bases 1 to 132 code for a protein of 43 amino acids. Gene Ontology annotation, cellular component: cytoplasm. Gene Ontology annotation, molecular function: actin monomer binding. Gene Ontology annotation, biological process: actin filament organization; regulation of cell migration.